UUUUUCCUGUGUGUCAUGGAUUUCUGUUAUAAAUUGUCUGAUCAAAAAUUGCCUGUGGGUACAUAGAGAUGACACCACUGUAUUCCAGAUGGAGCGCACCUGGGCGUUUCCCAGCAGCUUUGGAAAGAGCUUCAAUUUCAACAUCUCUGAGGAGAGUGCCAUACAUCUUGACAGCAGCUUGGAACCUCACAUGGAACUAACUCAAAAGCAGCAGCCGGCUGAAACGUGGCAAUUUCAGCAUGUACUAGGAAAAAAACACAAUGAGAUGGCAUCAGCCAUUGCCCUGCGCACAUCCCAGCAGAAACCACUAUUUGGAUCUCUUUUGCAAGACGUGUGUGAGAACGACGAGCUGCCACAAGCCAUUUUGGAGAUGCUCUUCAUAAUUGACCAAAAGGGUCCUGCCACAAAGACCAUCUUCAGUCAAUGCGCCAACUGGGAAGACUGUCAAGCCCUAAAGGAGAAGUUAAACUCUAGAGAGCAGGUCAACUGGGAAGCCACAUGCCCUAUUUUGGUAGCAACCGUCUUGAAGGAUUUGCUUCAAAACAUACCUGGAAGUAUACUUACAGCCAACUUGUAUGAAGACUUCAUUGGAGUUGUGGAGGAAGGGAAUGAGGAGGCCAAGAUAACCAUAAUUAAGAGACUUUUCCAACAACUGCCAAAACCAAAUCUUCGUCUCCUGCAAUCCAUCUUUUGCUGUAUACACAAGAUUUCACAAACUUCACCUUCAGAGGAGAUGACAAGUUCUAACUUGGUGUGGUGCAUCACCCCGAGUCUUUUAUGGCCAUCAGUGGCCAGCAUCUCAGAUAAAGGAAUAGAAUGGAAGGGAAAGGUUGCUCUUGUACAAUUUGUGCUUGAUCACUACUUCAAGAUUUUUGGAAACAACCUCACUGCAACCAAUCAAGAGAAUACAAAACACGGGGACAACUACCCUGGAGUUUCUGAAACAUGUAGUAAUCUAAAAACUGUGCAAAUGAAGUUUAGUGAACAGACUUCCACAUCCAACAAUUCUCCCUCAGGUUCUCACCUGAAGCCAGCUCAAAAACAGCACUCUUUUAAAAAGUGGCUAUUCCAGCGUGUCUUAAGCAGAAACCACAAGGUGACACCAGCAACUGCUCUGCACACAUACCCGCAAACACCGCUAUUUGGAUCACUUUUGCAAGAUGUAUGUGAGAAUGACAAGCUGCCACAGCCACUUUUGAAUAUGUUUUCCAUAAUUGAUCAAAAGGGUCCUGUUACGAACGCAAUCUUCAGCAAAUGUGCCAACUGGGAAGACUGUCUAGCCCUAAAGGAGAAAUUAAACUCUAGAGAGCAUGUCGAUUGGGAAACCACAUGCCCUAUUUUGGUAGCAACCGUCUUGAAGGACUUACUUCAAAACAUACCUGGAAGUGUACUUACAGCUGACCUAUAUGAGAAAUUCAUUGACAUUCUGGAUGAAGGGAAUGACGAGGCCAAGAUAGCCAUGAUUGUGAGGCUUUUGCAACAGCUGCCUAAGCCAAACAUCCAUCUCCUGCAAUCCCUCUUUCGCUGUUUGUGCAAGAUUUCACAGAAUUCACCCUCGAAGGAGAUGACAAGUUCUAACUUGGCUUGGUGCAUUACUCCGAGUCUUCUACGGCCACCAAUUGCCAGCAUCUUAGAUAAAGGAACAGAAUGGAAGAAAAAAGUUGCUUUUGUACAAUUUUUGCUUGAUCACUGCUUCAAGAUUUUUGGAGAUAAUCUCACCCCUACCAUCAGAGAUAACAUAACACGUAUGGACCACAAAAUAGAAGCUUCAGAAGCAUGCAGUCAUCCAGAAAAUGUGGAAAUGGGAUUCCAUGAGUUGAACACUACAUCUAACCAUCUCACUUCUUCCUCACAUUCUCACCUGAAGCCUGCUCGACAGAAACAUUCCGUUAAAAAGUGGUUUUCUCAGCGUGUCUUUGGUAACAAGCAUAAUAAGGUGGCACCUACUUUGCCCACUUCUAAACAAGCACCACUGUUUGGCUCACCCCUGCAUGACGUGUGUCGCGAUGGCAAGCUGCCAAAGUCAAUUUCAGAUAUGUUUUCCUAUAUUGAUUCAAAGGGCCAAUUUACAGAGGGCAUAUUCAAAACACGUGUCAAUGGCCAAGCAUAUAGAGCCCUGAGAGAAAAACUUAAUUCUAGAGAAUGCGUGGACUGGACAAGUGAGUCCCCCUAUGUGGUGGCAACUGUUUUAAAGGAUUUUCUUCAAAGUAUACCUGGAAGCCUGUUUACAACCAACCUCUAUGAAAAAUUCAUUGAUGCUUUGGAUGAAGGGAACAACGAGGUCAGAACUGCCAUACUUUGCAGGCUUUUAGACCAGCUUCCCAAAGUGAAUUUUCAUCUCUUGCAAUCCUUAUUCAUAUGUUUAUACAAGAUUGCAUACUCACCGUUAAGUAAGAUGACAUCAUUCGAUUUGGCAUUGUGCCUGACUCCAAGCCUCCUUUGGCUGCCCAUUUCAGGGAGCUCAGGAAGAGGAUCGGAAUGGCAGAGGAAGGUUACACUUAUACAAUAUUUAAUUGAAAACUACACAAGGAUUUUUGGACACAAACUGACUUCCCCCAUGGGAGAAGACAUAGAAAAUCAGGACAAUGUCCAGGACACCUCAGAGAAAAUGGAGCAAUCUGUUGACUUUGAGUGUGUGGACAUCACAUUAAUUGACUAAAAGACCCGGAUAUGGAAGAUGGAAAGCCCACAUCUAGAAUGGGCCCAUCUAACUCUACAUUCUACUGAGACAUUUAGUAUUAACAUCUACACAUUUACAUAUGACUUUGCACACCCAUACUUCUUUUCACACUAAAACUUCUUUAAAACUAUUUACCGGAUUUUCCUAAGGGUGACUGACAUCUUUACCUUUUUUCAAGACAAAAUGGAUUUUCUUGAUGAAGAUUGGUCAUGAAGCACCUUAAAUUCAGACCACCUUUCUGCUUGCCAUCUUACAUGAUCUGUUCUUAAUGGAGUACUCAGUGAGCAUCCUCCAACACAGGAGCUCAGAGUGUUACCAUCACUCCUACACAAGGGAACAUCAAACGGCUCCUACAAAAAUGCUAUAAAAAGACAAAAAUGGAAAGGAUAAAAAUGGAAUUUAACAGAUGAGAUUUUUGGUCAAAAAAUUAAAUUCAUGCAUUUAAAAAAUAAUUUGUAUUUUCAUA
This is a messenger RNA of Ochotona princeps (American pika), 3146 nucleotides long. RefSeq names its product rho GTPase-activating protein 20-like. The record is from RefSeq and is a predicted model, not a curated record. Bases 89 to 2659 code for a protein of 856 amino acids. Gene Ontology annotation, molecular function: GTPase activator activity. Lineage: Eukaryota; Metazoa; Chordata; Mammalia; Lagomorpha; Ochotonidae. The transcript has 17 exons. Gene Ontology annotation, biological process: signal transduction.